Molecule: messenger RNA, 913 nt
Organism: Phycodurus eques (leafy seadragon)
Lineage: Eukaryota; Metazoa; Chordata; Actinopteri; Syngnathiformes; Syngnathidae
Gene: stmn2b
Product: stathmin 2b
Exons: 5
Coding region: 118-657 (179 amino acids)
Biological process (GO): regulation of microtubule polymerization or depolymerization; microtubule depolymerization; neuron projection development
Cellular component (GO): growth cone; cytoplasm; neuron projection
Molecular function (GO): tubulin binding
Source: RefSeq, a predicted model, not a curated record
GGAGCAGCAGGCGCACUGGCAGCCCCCCUUUCUCUCUGCUGACUCAGUGCCUUAGCAGCAGUCCCGCACAUCCCCGAGAACGACCGGCAGCAUCCUCCUCCGUCCAGCACCGCAGACAUGGCCAAGACUGCAAUUGCUUACAAGGAGAAGAUGAAGGAGAUUUCCGUCUUCUCGCUCAUCUGCUCCUGUCUGUACCCCGACAGCCGCAAGAACGCCCUGGGCGACUUUGAAGAGCUGGACAUCAAGCCGAUCAACAAGCGCGCCUCGGGCCAGGCCUUCGAGGUGCUCUUGAAGCCGACGUCGCCCGUGUCGGACGCGGCCCUCUGCGUCACCUCGCCCCCCAAGAGGGACAUCUCCCUGGACGACAUCCAGAAGAAGCUGGAGGCCGCCGAGGACCGAAGGAAAUCCCAGGAGGUGCAGGUGCUGCGGGCGCUGGCGGAGAAGCGCGAGCACGAGCGCGACGUGCUGCUCAAGGCCAUGGAGGAGAACAGCAACUUCAGCCGCAUGGCCGAGGAGAAGCUGCAGCUGAAGAUGGAGCAGAUCCAGGAGAACCGGCAGGCCUACCUCGGCGCCCUCAUGGAGCGCCUGCAGGAGAGGGAGCGGCACGCUCAGGAGGUGCGCAGGAACAAGGAGUUGAGAGAAGAGGUGACAGCGUGAGGAGGCCCCCACAACCCCCAGCCACCCCCACCCCACCAAUUUCUCCUCCCCUGGGUCCUAGUGUCCACCGUUCUGGAAAACGCCAUCAUCUGAACCCCUACCGUUCCUUCCUCGUUUCCAUACAACAUCCUGAGACAGUGGCACGCACACAUGGGAGGGUUUUGGAGGGGUCAUUCAUCAUAACGAAAACAUAAAUCAGCCAUUCUUCCCAACAACAACAACAACAAAAAACAAGAAAAAAAAAAAAGGAAUUUGA